Messenger RNA from Arvicola amphibius (Eurasian water vole), 2314 nucleotides. RefSeq names its product prostaglandin E receptor 3 (gene Ptger3). Gene Ontology annotation, molecular function: prostaglandin E receptor activity. The record is from RefSeq and is a predicted model, not a curated record. NCBI's taxonomy places the organism in Eukaryota, Metazoa, Chordata, Mammalia, Rodentia, Cricetidae. The transcript has 4 exons. Gene Ontology annotation, biological process: phospholipase C-activating G protein-coupled receptor signaling pathway; inflammatory response; intestine smooth muscle contraction. Bases 113 to 1204 code for a protein of 363 amino acids. Gene Ontology annotation, cellular component: plasma membrane.
GGAGAGCAGAGCCCGAGCCCGCGCCGUCGCCGCGCGCGCGCCGCUUCCCCGCACCUGAACCGGGAGACCCUCGCCCCGCGAACCUUUCCGCGGCUCCGCUACUCCGGCCGGCAUGUGGCCGCCGGGUCGCUCCGCCGAAACGCGCAGCAACUUGUCAAGCGCUGCGGAGGACUGCGGCUCGGUGUCCGUGGCCUUCCCCAUUACCAUGAUGGUUACCGGCUUCGUGGGAAACGCGCUGGCCAUGCUGCUAGUGUCGCGCAGCUACCGGCGCCGCGAGAGCAAGCGCAAGAAGUCUUUCCUGCUGUGCAUUGGAUGGCUGGCGCUCACCGACAUGGUGGGGCAGCUCUUGACCAGCCCGGUGGUCAUCCUCGUGUACCUGUCGCAACGGCGCUGGGAGCAUCUCGAUCCUUCAGGGCGCUUAUGCACCUUCUUCGGGCUGGCCAUGACGGUGUUCGGGCUGUCCUCGCUCCUGGUGGCCAGUGCCAUGGCCGUGGAGCGUGCGCUGGCCAUCCGCGCACCGCACUGGUACGCCAGCCACAUGAAGACUCGCGCCACGCGCGCGGUGCUGCUAGGCGUGUGGCUGGCGGUGCUCGCCUUCGCACUGCUGCCGGUGCUGGGGGUGGGCCGCUACAGCGUGCAGUGGCCCGGCACGUGGUGCUUCAUUAGCACCGGGCCCGUGGGCAACGAGACCGACCCUGCGCGAGAGCCGGGCAGCGUGGCCUUCGCCUCCGCCUUUGCAUGCCUGGGGCUGCUGUCUCUGAUAGUCACCUUUGCCUGCAACCUGGCGACCAUCAAAGCCCUAGUAUCCCGCUGCAGGGCCAAAGCCGCCGCCUCGCAGUCCAGCGCCCAGUGGGGCCGGAUCACCACCGAGACCGCCAUCCAACUCAUGGGAAUCAUGUGUGUGCUGUCUGUCUGCUGGUCUCCACUAUUGAUAAUGAUGCUGAAAAUGAUCUUCAGUCAGACAUCCGUCGAGCAGUGCAAGACACAGCUGGGAAAGGAGAAAGAGUGCAACUCCUUCCUCAUUGCAGUUCGUCUGGCUUCCCUGAACCAGAUCCUGGACCCCUGGGUUUAUCUGCUGCUAAGAAAGAUCCUUCUCCGGAAGUUCUGUCAGAUCAGGAACCACACCAACUAUGCUUCCAGCUCCACCUCCCUGCCCCGCCCAGGAUCCUCAGCUCUGGUGUGGAGUGACCAGCUGGAAAGAUGACAAACACCCCGAGGUGGACGUUCACUGCAGUCCUUGCUUCCCUGGGUCUGUGAGUUUCUUCCUCCUGAGAAAGAUAAUGGAAUAUUUUGGAUUUUUUCCUUCUUUGGACCACAGGUUUUAAUUUUUUUCUUGCCAUUAAACACACGGAGACAAGCUUUCUUACGAUAACCUGAACUUCUGGAUGCUGAUUGGCCCCCGUGAAGGACUGGGACUCUGCACUUGAGAAGUAGGGCAGAAUUGCACAGACUCAUCUGUUGAGCAGCACAGACCGAGUUGGUACAGCAGUGUCUCCAACUCCAGCCUUGCCGGGACAUCGUCACGUGUUUUAAUAGCUUGAUUCUACAUAAGAAUCAAUUUUUUUUUUUUAAAAAAAAAAAAAAGCAGCGUAACUUUUUAACAGGAAAGCAUUCAGGUGUUGAGAGCAAUUGUCCAUCUAAUAAACUAUGAGCUUAAUGAGAUUUUUUUUAAAAAGCCACGAGAAAGCAGGGUGUUGUGCAAACAGUGUUGGGCCAAGCUGGCAUGGAACAUGACAAAGUUGUGUGUCCUCAGCUAGGCUUCUGGGAAUAGGCCCUUCAGUAAUUCACAAACUGCAACAUUGUCUCUCUGCUCUUAAGGGGGCCGUUCAGCGAAGGGGUCUUCCAAGUGUCACUAACAGUUCCAAGGCUAGAUGACUAAAUGUUCAGUUAAAGCCAUAAAAAGGAAAACCAGAUACAGCCAACUACCUAUGGUUCCAGUUCAACCUUACUUCUGAGUCAACAUCAACUUAAGAUUUCUCACAAUUUGUGCUCAGGCAGCACACACAAAAAAAGGGCAAAAUUAACAAGAUUUUUAAUUAUUUAUCAAUUAUUCUACAUCUAAGUCUGUGACUUUUUAUAAAAUAAAAUAAUUUUGUCUAUAUUGAAAUAGUGAACUUUAAAAACUGAGUUCUUUAACAGCGUCCAACACCUUUACCUGCUUGUAAAUCCAACAGCCUCUUUUUCCUUCCUCAACCUGCCCUCUGGAUUUCUCUCCCCAGCCCCCGUUCCCUUAGCUCAGCAAAGAUUCAGUGUCUGCCUAGGCACUCACAGCGCCACGCUGUCACCUGUGUGGGCAGCUCUGGGAUCUGCUGUU